Molecule: messenger RNA, 3235 nt
Organism: Heterocephalus glaber (naked mole-rat)
Lineage: Eukaryota; Metazoa; Chordata; Mammalia; Rodentia; Bathyergidae
Source: RefSeq, a predicted model, not a curated record
AAUACGGAGCCCGGUGGGGCAGCGGCCUGGCGGGGAGUUAAGUAUAGACCUGCGGGAAUGCGGGGCGGUUGCGAUCAGUGUGCGGAGUUCUCCUGGCCUUUCCUCCGACUUUGCCUUCUCUGUUAACGGGAGCUCGGUUGCUCUUAGCGCUCCUCACUCGGGACGAGCUUUCUUCUGCAAACACUACCUCACCAAGGUGGUUGGUUCUAGCUAUUGCCAUGGUACGUUUUUAUAUGGAAAAAGGAACUCACAGAGGUUUAUAUAAAAGUAUUCAGAAGACACUUAAAUUUUUCCAAACAUUUGCCUUGCUUGAGAUAGUCCACUGUUUAAUUGGAAUUGUACCUACUUCUGUGCUUGUGACUGGGGUCCAAGUGAGUUCAAGAAUCUUUAUGGUGUGGCUGGUUACUCACAGCAUAAAACCGAUCCAGAAUGAGGAGAGUGUGGUGCUUUUUCUGGUCUCGUGGACGGUGACUGAGAUCACUCGCUAUUCCUUCUACACAUUCAGCCUUCUCAACCACUUGCCAUACUUCAUUAAGUGGGCCAGAUAUAAUUUUUUUAUCAUCUUAUACCCUGUUGGAGUUGCUGGUGAACUUCUCACAAUAUACGCCGCCUUGCCAUAUGUGAAGAAAACAGGAAUGUUUUCCAUAAGACUUCCUAACAAAUACAAUGUCUCUUUUGACUACUACUAUUUUCUUCUUAUAACCAUGGCCUCAUAUAUACCGUUGUUCCCACAGCUCUAUUUCCAUAUGCUGCGUCAAAGAAGAAAGGUGCUUCACGGAGAGGCAGUUGUAGAGAAAGAUGAGUAAAGAGCCCUAUGAACAAGGUGCUUCUUCCAGAAUAACCAGGAUUACUUGAGUCCAAGUUUUAAUACCAAGAAUAACUCCAUGAAAGAUCACGGAUUGGAUUGUUUCUUAAAAUAUAAUUCGAAAUGUUUACCAAUAUUUGUCUUCACAUUGUGUCAAGUCUGUUUUUUUACGAGAACUGUGCAAAUAGCAUCAACUCCUGGGUAGGUCUUGAUCAUUUAGAAAAUAAUUGGGUGUCAUAUGUGGGGGAAAAAUUUUGUUAGUUUCAGUUAAUUUGUGCAACAUAUGCUCAAGGCUUUUUAAGUCAAUGUUUAGAAAUUAGUUUAACAUGCCAGGGAUUUAGCUCAGUGGUGCUGUGCCUGCCUCGCAAGCGCAAGGUCCUGAGUUCGAUCCCUGGUACAAAAAAAAAAAAAUUUAGAUCUUAGAAAUUAGUUUAAUAACUUUAUAUUACGACACCUGCCAUGGACAUUUAUGUGAUACCUACAAAUGAAAACAAAUAGAAAAUUACAAUAACUGACUGAUGUAAUGGAACCCACAAUCUGUUUUUCAAAUUAAUAAGGCAGCAUUUGUGGUUAAAAACUGCAUUUGCAAGUAUGAAUAAUUGGCUGUAGUAAGAAUUUUAAUAUAAAGUAGCAGCAUAAAAAAUAUUCAAGAUGUCACAAUGAUUUUCUUUCUUUCUUUCUUUUUUGCUGGAGAUAGAAGCAAAGGGCCUCAUACAUGCUAAGCAAAUGCUCUACCAUUGAGCUGUGCCCACAGGCUGAGAAAAAUAUUCUCUGAAAAUAUUAUUUGGCCACUGAAGUUACUUACUAGGAAAAUUUGUUUUUUCCUAAAUAAACCAUUUAAAGGCAACAUUUUCAAUGAUAAGGAAUUGAAGAGGUUAAAAAAAUGUAAGUCUAUAGUUUUUCCCACUGGUUAAAAAACUAUGAUGUCUGAUUUUAAUAUUGUACUCCAGUCUCUGCUUAGGAAAGGCUGCUCCAGGCUGUGGAAUUAUCUUAUAAAAAUGAAUCCCUUGUGGUAUUUACAUAACCAAAGGUUUCCAGAUCUGAUGUAAAAGAGACUCAUUUUAUUCUGAAUUCCACUGAAUAGCAAAGAGUCUUGUAAUGAAUCUCCUGUCCUUGUGUUUAAGAAAAGGAUACACAGAAUUUUAAUUCUUUUUUUUUUUCAUGCUACAAAAAUAGGUCUUUAUGCUUAGGAAAAUAUAGUCAGAGCUAGCUUCUUAUUCUGUACAUAAAAUCUUAACAUCAAAGGCAGUACAGGAUAGUACAGAUAGUUUUUGAACUGAUCUCCAAACAACCACAAACCCACUAUAUUGGAAAAAAAACCAAAACAGGUAAUUGGAAGUUUUAGACAAAAGACAGUACUUCACACAUCUAAUCCAAAUCAAAGAGCCUGCAGACAGUUUUCAGUGAGAUGAAAGAAAUGAAAUAAAUAUAAAUUCUAUGGAUAAAUAAAUGUAAAGUAAUUUAAAUGGGCUAACAGAACUAAUUAUUUUUUAAAUUAAAAUACUAGUCAGGUACAAGCUUUUGUUUCUUAAUGCCAGACUUCUAAAUGUUUACCAGACUACUAUUAAUACCAUUAAAAAAAUCUAAUCUUUGACCCAGACUGUUAGUAAUAAUACUGAUUUGCAUUUGCAAAAGAUUUUUUUCUCCCCAGUUAUGUAUACUAUCAAAUUUUUAUCUGACUAUAGGAAUUCAAUGGUGGGUAUAAAAUUAAUGAAUAAAGAACUUUAGCAAUGAUACAUGAAUUUUAAUUCUUAAAUAGGUCCUUUAAAAAUUUUCCCUCCUGUAUUAAAGGAUGCUGAUUUACUGAUCAAGUUUAGAGAGAGAAUAAGUAUGUAACUAAAAAAACUGAAAGAACUUUUUGCCUGCUGUAGAUACCUAAGUAUAACUCUGCUUUAAAUGUUCUGUAUGGUUUACAUUUACAAUCAACAUGUAACAUUACACUUUUCAAAAAUAUUUGAUGGUGUGUUACGGUACCAUUUGUUUUCGUCUAGAUGUUCAGAAUUCAGAAUAGUUUUGCAAACUUACUUUAAGUAACUUCAUGAAAGGUGCUAUUUCUUCUGUAAUGUUACAUUUUAAUGUUUUCCCUGCAGCUGAAUGUUUUGAUGAGGAACGUGUAUUAGGUUACUGUUUCUCAAAAUGGUACUGUUAAUUCUGCUCUUGUACGACUUGAGCAGUUUUACUCUUGAACUUUUAUAAGGAAGAAUUUUUCAGGGAGUUUCCCCCCUAUGGUAAUGUAGUAUAUGAAAUUCACGUAUUUACUUUAUUAAAUACCUGUCUUGUGAAAUAUAUUUUAAAUCCUGUUCCUAAAAUUUGAUUUAAUUUGACUUGUACUCCCUCCAAGCAUCUGUAAUACUCUUUUUUUUCCCUCUGAAGUUGUGGAAGAUCUUGAAGUGAGAAUUGCAAUUAAUAAAAGUGAAAUACAUCAAACUA